AGCAGCGCUCUCGUACACACACGUGCUGCCCCGUUGCCAUGGCGGACCUACAGAUGAAGCUGCUGCGGAAGAAAAUUCUGAAAAGAAAUGAGAAGAACAAGGAGCGCAAAGUUAUCCGGGAGCAGAUAGAGGGUGAAAAGUCAGUCAACUCUAACGGACUGGAGGAGAAGCCGAAGAAGCAGCAGAAGAAGAAAUGGAUCGCGGUCCCACUGGAAGUGGCCCCGGAAGAGGAAACUCCUCUGAAAAAGAAGACUAAGAAGAAACGGAAGCUGGCUGACGCUGCGGAGUCACCAGUUGAGAAGAAGACCAAAACAGUGGAGGAAGAGGAGGGAGACACUCUGGAGGAUGGAGAAGAGAAAGGCCGUAAACCAGAGGAAGAUGACGAUGAAAAGAAGGAGCAGGAGGAGGACCACAACAGUGAAGAGGAAGAUGAAGAACAGCCUGAGUUACCAUCUGGUUUAACAGGAGCAUUUGAGGACACGUCCUUCUCCUCUCUGUCUGAGCUGGUGAGUGAGAACACGCUGAAAGCCGUGAGGGAGAUGGGCUUCGAACACAUGACUGAGAUCCAGCACAAAAGUAUCCGCCCCCUGCUGGAGGGAAGGGAUGUUCUGGCUGCUGCCAAGACGGGGAGCGGUAAAACCUUAGCCUUCCUCAUCCCGUCGAUAGAGCUCAUCUAUAAACUCAAGUUCAUGCCCAGGAACGGCACCGGCGUGGUGAUCCUCUCCCCCACGCGCGAGUUGGCGAUGCAGACGUACGGCGUGCUGAAGGAGCUGAUGGUGCACCACGUGCACACCUUUGGUCUGACCAUGGGAGGCAGCAACCGCUCGGCGGAGGCCCAGAGGCUCGCCAACGGGGUCAACAUCGUGGUGGCCACGCCCGGCCGUCUGCUGGACCACCUGCAGAACACUCCUGGGUUCAUGUACAAGAACCUCCAGUGUCUGAUUAUCGACGAGGCCGACCGGAUCUUAGAAGUGGGCUUUGAGGAGGAGCUGAAGCAGAUCAUCAAGCUGCUGCCAAAGAAGAGGCAGGCCAUGCUGUUCUCGGCCACGCAGACCCGUAAGGUGGAGGAUCUGGCUCGCAUCUCCCUCAAGAAGGAGCCGCUGUACGUCGGCGUGGACGACGACAAGGACCACGCCACCGUCGACGGCCUGGAGCAGGGUUACGUGGUGUGUCCGUCGGAGAAGCGCUUCCUGCUGCUCUUCACCUUCCUGAAGAAGAACCGCAAGAAGAAGAUCAUGGUGUUCUUCGCCUCCUGUAUGUCUGUGAAGUUCCACUACGAGCUCCUCAACUACAUCGACCUGCCCGUCAUGGCCAUCCAUGGCAAGCAGAAGCAGACCAAGCGCACGACCACCUUCUUCCAGUUCUGCAACGCCGACACGGGCAUCCUGCUGUGUACCGACGUGGCGGCCCGAGGCCUGGACAUCCCCGAGGUGGACUGGAUCGUCCAGUACGACCCCCCAGAUGACCCCAAGGAGUACAUCCACCGGGUGGGCCGGACGGCCAGAGGCAUCAACGGCCGCGGCCACGCGCUCCUCAUCCUGCGGCCGGAGGAGCUCGGCUUCCUGCGCUUCCUCAAGCAGGCCAAGGUCCCACUGAGUGAGUUUGACUUCUCCUGGAGUAAAAUCUCCGAUAUCCAGUCCCAGAUGGAGAAGCUGAUUGAGAAGAAUUACUACCUCCACAAGUCGGCCCAGGAGGCCUACAAGUCGUACGUGAGGGCGUACGACUCGCACUCGCUCAAACAGAUCUACAACGUCAACACCCUCAACCUCCCCAUGGUGGCGCUGUCGUUCGGCUUCAAAGUGCCGCCCUACGUGGACCUGAGCGUUCACUCCGGUAGAGGUGGGAAGCUCCAGAAGCGAGGCGGCGGGGGAGGCUUUGGAUACCAGAAGGCCAACUACGGGAAAUCCAGGAUCUUUAAGCACGUCAACAAAGGAAAGGGGGACGCGAGGCAGUUCUCCCGCUGAGCCCCCCCCCCCCCCAGAGAACUCUCUUGUCUACCUGAAGACCUUUUAUCUGAUGAACCUUGCUUUGCUCGCUGCUCUCCGACAUGUGGAGAGCAUUUUGUAAAUGUACACGUGGUGUGUGUGUGGGGGGGGUCCCUCCCGUGCUCCGCUGUGGACUCACUUUGCUAACAUGACCUCAUGUUACCUGUCUGGAAUAUAAAAUCUGUCGACUUUC
This is a messenger RNA of Pseudoliparis swirei, 2178 nucleotides long. RefSeq names its product DEAD (Asp-Glu-Ala-Asp) box polypeptide 18 (gene ddx18). Gene Ontology annotation, cellular component: nucleolus. Gene Ontology annotation, molecular function: ATP binding; nucleic acid binding; RNA helicase activity. The record is from RefSeq and is a predicted model, not a curated record. Lineage: Eukaryota; Metazoa; Chordata; Actinopteri; Perciformes; Liparidae. Bases 39 to 1964 code for a protein of 641 amino acids. Gene Ontology annotation, biological process: maturation of LSU-rRNA from tricistronic rRNA transcript (SSU-rRNA, 5.8S rRNA, LSU-rRNA). The transcript has 14 exons.